AUGAUACCCACACGAUUCUUCACAUUCAAAUCGGCACUCUUGGUCCUUUUACUCGCCAUUCUAUUGACCACAUGCUUCACACCAACCGAAGCCAAAUUUGGCAAAAAGUUGAAGAAAUUCGCAAAGAAGGCCAUCAAGGUCGCCAAAUUCGUUGCACCCAUGGUCGUACCCGGAGGACAAGCCGCCAUCGCUGCCAAGAUGGCCAAAUUCAAAUCCACCUUUGACAAGUUCAAAAAAGUGAAAGCCGUCGUCGACAAGGUCAAGAAGAUUAAAAACACAGUCAACAAAUUCAAAAACUUGAAACAAAACUUUGUUGGAAAUCUCAAAGGUAAACUCAAAGGAAAACUCAAAGGACUUGCUGGUAAAUGGGGCAACAAAUUGACUGGCGGUAAAUUUGGUAAACUCAAAGACAAGUUUGGCAAGUUGAAAGGAAAAUUCAACAAUAUUAAGGGAAAGUUUGGCAAGUUGAAAGGAAAGUUCAAUAAUAUUAAGGGCAAGUUUGGUAAACUCAAGGACAAGUUUAACAAUAUUCGAAAUAAGGUGAAGGGAGUCAUUGGAGGUGAAGGUUCUGAAGGUUCUGAAGGAGGAGAAUCUGCUGGUGCUGCUGAACAACCACAACAACAACAACAAGUAGCUGAACAAAAUGCUUGGGGAGGUAACACUCAAGGUCCUGCUGUUCAACAACAACAACAAGGAGGUUCAUUCCAACAACAACAAACUCAAGGAUCUUCUUCAUCAUCAUCCUCUCAACAAUCAUUCCAACAAACUUCUCAAGUUUCUGGUGGAGGUAGUUCGUCAUCCAAUGAAGCUUCUCAACAACAACAACAAGGAGGAUCCUUCCAACAACAAGGAAAUGCUGGUAGUAGUGGUAGUGAACAACAACAAGUAGGAGGCGGUUCAAAUUCUGUUGGAGGAGGUUCUUCAUUCUCUACUGGAGGUAAUAGUGGUGCUUCUUCUGGUGGUAAUUUCAACAACAACAAUGGUGGUAAUGGAGGAACUUAUAUGAGAUCUUACCGAAGAGGUGGAAGAAGAGGAAUUUAUUUGAAGGUCAAUGUGAACGUGAAUGGUGUGAAACAAAGUGCUUAA
This is a messenger RNA of Naegleria lovaniensis, 1086 nucleotides long. RefSeq lists its product as uncharacterized. The record is from RefSeq and is a predicted model, not a curated record. The transcript has a single exon. The coding region runs from base 1 to 1086 and encodes 361 amino acids. Lineage: Eukaryota; Heterolobosea; Eutetramitea; Acrasida; Naegleriidae.